AUGAAACUAGAAGCUGCUGAAGCCAAGCUUCAGGAGCUGCAGUCUAGCGUUGCAAUAUUGGGAAAAGAAGCUAGUGCAACUAUGGCUGCUGUUGAAGGUCAACAGCAAAGAUUGACUCUUCAGCGGCUUCUUGCAAUGAGCGCAACUAUCAUCCAGAACAUUCUUCAGAUACUUGAUCAGCUUGAAGGCGAGAUUUUGUCAGAAAAGCAGCAAAUUGAAGCAUCGCAUAGUCCGCAUACAGAGGACACUAUGCCUCCACCACCAUCGUAUGAGGAUCUCAGCCGUAGCUUUGCUUCUGAAACCUAUGAUGAAUUGACAGGGUUGAGGGACUAUUUCUUAGGAGAGGUUAUGUACACCUUCCAUGCUGUAACUGAUGUGGUGUUAAGUUUGUCAUUCGGGGAUUACGUUGUCGUCCGGAAGAGACGUCCACUCAGAAUUCAUACAGCAGCUUUCAUAUACGGCACAUGUAGUCGGCAGCACUGCAUUUAG
Pyrus x bretschneideri (Chinese white pear) is the source of this 489-nucleotide messenger RNA. RefSeq names its product SH3 domain-containing protein 2-like. NCBI's taxonomy places the organism in Eukaryota, Viridiplantae, Streptophyta, Magnoliopsida, Rosales, Rosaceae. The record is from RefSeq and is a predicted model, not a curated record. The transcript has 6 exons. Bases 1 to 489 code for a protein of 162 amino acids.